This is a messenger RNA of Tigriopus californicus, 1117 nucleotides long. RefSeq lists its product as uncharacterized. Bases 57 to 1031 code for a protein of 324 amino acids. The record is from RefSeq and is a predicted model, not a curated record. The transcript has a single exon. Lineage: Eukaryota; Metazoa; Arthropoda; Copepoda; Harpacticoida; Harpacticidae.
AAAGAAAAAACCGUUCAAUCAAUGCGAGAGAAGCCAGUGAGUGUGAAUUAGUCGGCAUGGCAGCCAACAUUGAGAUUCCCGAACUGUAUAAGCCAUCGUCCGUGGUUCAGGAUAUGAGAGGUAAAAAUCAGGAUCUGUCCCUUACGGAAAUCCUGUUCACACUUCGGAAUUCCGUUGGGGGCGGCCGGGAGAUUCCUACCCAAUUUGACAUGCCUCCUUGGCGGGUGCCCAAGGAUCUGUGUCCUAAGGCUGGAAUCAUCAACGAAAUCUUGAGCAACAGCAUGAAGAUACAAUCCUCACGGAUCCCCAAGAGUGGCGACUUUGAGGAAUUCAUUCUCUCCAAUUCUAGCAUGGCUGUGUGUGGUUUGUUGAAGUUCUAUCUCGCGCAAAUCCUCAAUGAAGAUGUGAUCAGUAUUGUGUUUGGGGUGUUGCUUUGGGACCCCAAUGCACGUCAGGGCGUAAAUGACUACGAGGGAACACCCUAUCUUUGGAUGGAGAUUGCUGGCCAACCCAUUGAUAAUACGUAUGUGGAAAUCCCAAAUAGUGAAACCAAUCUUGAAUAUUUUUAUAAAUCUAAACAAAUCAUUUCUUAUGCCAAGGAGGAUCCAUUCAAAACCAAAUUGAGACUCUAUCUUGGCCAAGAAGAUGGUCUGCCUGAAACGGUCAAGCAUAACUUCAAGAUAUUCCGGGAGUACGGCAAUGACGUUCACAUUGAAAAGUUCGUGAUAUUUGCAUUCGAGUGCUCCGAUUUAAAUCCUUGCGUUAGGAUGUACGAUAUCCUGAUGAGAGAGUAUUUUAAAAACCAUUACCAAGUGGAAAUCAACUCCUUGGAACACAAGUGGGAGCGGCAAUGCUGGAAUUGUUUCAAAGUGUGGGAAGACCCGAGUCUUCUUAAAACUUGUGUGAAGUGCAAGCGCGCCAAAUAUUGUGGUCAAUCAUGUCAACAGAGUGAAUGGAAGAUGCACAAAUUGCUCCACAAGGAGCUGGAGCUCGCCCGAGAGAUUCUAACCAAAGAUGAGGAUGACAACUAACAUGUGUACGACGCACGUGUUCUCUCAUGAAAAUGUGUCCGGCGUUUAUUCAUUUCUGUUUCAUUCAUUAAACAUUGACUAGGGUA